AUGGCCCCCGACCUCCCACCCGACCGCCGCCCAAUUGUCAUCUCAGGCCCCUCGGGCGUGGGAAAGGGCACGCUGUUCAAGAUGCUCUUCGCCCAGCACCCGGACACCUUCACCCUCUCGGUCAGCCACACGACGCGGGCCCCGCGCGCAGGCGAGCAGCACGCCGUCGACUACCACUUCGUCAGCCACGAGGACUUCGAAAGGCUAAUCGCCGAGGACGGCUUCGUCGAGCACGCCAAGUUCGGCGGCAACCGCUACGGCACGUCCAAGUCCACCAUCCGCGAGCAGAGCGAGAAGGGCAAGGUCGUCGUGCUGGACAUCGAGAUGGAGGGGAUCAAGCAGAUCAAGGCCAGCGACAUCUCCGCGCGCUUUGUCUUUGUCGCCCCGCCGAACGAGGACGAGCUCGAGAAGCGCCUCAGGGGCCGCGGCACGGAGAAGGAGGAGAGCAUCCAGAAGAGACUCACCCAGGCAAAGUUGGAGCUCGAGUACUCCAAGACCCCAGGGGUCCAUGACAUAAUUAUUGUCAACGAUAACCUCGACAAGGCAUACAAAGAGCUGGAGGAAUAUGUCUACAAGCCUCUCGACUCGUAG
This is a messenger RNA of Diaporthe batatas, 591 nucleotides long. RefSeq lists its product as uncharacterized. Bases 1 to 591 code for a protein of 196 amino acids. Lineage: Eukaryota; Fungi; Ascomycota; Sordariomycetes; Diaporthales; Diaporthaceae. Gene Ontology annotation, biological process: purine nucleotide metabolic process. Gene Ontology annotation, molecular function: GMP kinase activity. Gene Ontology annotation, cellular component: cytosol. The transcript is spliced from 3 exons. The record is from RefSeq and is a predicted model, not a curated record.